This is a messenger RNA of Cladophialophora psammophila CBS 110553, 612 nucleotides long. RefSeq lists its product as uncharacterized. The record is from RefSeq and is a predicted model, not a curated record. The coding region runs from base 1 to 612 and encodes 203 amino acids. NCBI's taxonomy places the organism in Eukaryota, Fungi, Ascomycota, Eurotiomycetes, Chaetothyriales, Herpotrichiellaceae. The transcript is spliced from 2 exons.
AUGGUUCAGUACGAUCAAUUCAACGGGAUGUUCCCUCUCACUUCCCUCCCAUCCCGCGGAAGGACGAACAAUGCUGAGAAUCCUCAAACACCAAGCGAGCCAAUCCACCCAAGAGUGAGGAGACUGUCCUCGACCAGUGGCCCUCGGCCUCAUUACUGCGCCAGGUGUCACUUGCGACGAACGUCCCAAGAACGACAUUUUCCGAUUGAGCAUGACUACUCCUCCAGCGAGGAGGAAUGGGAGGGCUUUUGCCCCGACAUCUCAAUGCCCAAAGACCUUACUCCUCCACCAACACCUCACCACAAAAGACGGCACUCGUGCCUCUGCCCAGCCAGUUUGAUCACUCAGGAGCACAAAAGCGGCUCCGUGUCACCGGUGCAGAUGACCGUGAAGGAGGCUGCCGCCCGGUGUCCUCAUUACGGCCAGCACAGCAAGUGCAACUGCCAGAAUGUGCUUCCGGAAGAGAACUUGGAAGAAAGAUACGGCCUCGUGGAAGCGCCCGGCCAGACUCGGCGGAAGUUGAGCCUGGAGAAGGACGCCGCGAAUCAAUUGGCCGGCAUCAUGCACGCAGAACUUAUUGCAGAUAUGCAGGCCCGGAACAGCAGACUCUGA